Corythoichthys intestinalis (scribbled pipefish) is the source of this 1180-nucleotide messenger RNA. Its product is annotated as holocytochrome c-type synthase. The coding region runs from base 144 to 1007 and encodes 287 amino acids. The transcript is spliced from 8 exons. The record is from RefSeq and is a predicted model, not a curated record. Gene Ontology annotation, cellular component: mitochondrion. Gene Ontology annotation, biological process: cytochrome c-heme linkage. Lineage: Eukaryota; Metazoa; Chordata; Actinopteri; Syngnathiformes; Syngnathidae. Gene Ontology annotation, molecular function: holocytochrome-c synthase activity.
AUGUAUCCUCACAUCACAUAACCUCGUAGUCGUGACUCGUGUGUUGUAAUGCUCGUUGACAUUGGAACUGAACGUGGAUAAGUACUUCAGUGAGUCGCUGUUUUUAUCUUUUGUUGUGUCCUCCGCCUUUUGUACUGGAGAGGAUGGGAGCCUCAACUUCAGCACCUGCUGCUCCUACGGUUCGGGCUGAGGCAAUUCUUGCCACUCCUCCUCAAGGAUGUCCAAUGCACAAAGAAAAUCAACCAGUUAAAGUAGUGUCUCCUCCAUCGGAGUGUCCCAUGCAUCAAGCUCAGCCAGUUGCAGGCUCUGGUCUGCUUGCAGCAUCUCCACCUUCAGAGUGUCCCAUGCACACAGCAGAAGCCGGCCCAGUUCACCAAGAUAGGGCCUAUGAAUUUGUGGCGUGUCCCAUGAAAGCUGCAGCAGGCGGAAAUGAUAUCGACCCAGCAAAUAUGAUGCCUCCUCCCAACCAAACACCUUCUCCAGACCAGCCCUUCAAAUUGUCCCUCAACAGAGAAGAAUCUACAAUCCCCCGUCACGGCACAGAAAAACACUGGGUUUACCCAUCUGAACAGAUGUUCUGGAACGCCAUGCUGAGAAAGGGGUGGCGCUGGCGUGAGGAUGACCUUGGUGCCCAAGACAUGGGGAACAUCAUCAAAAUACAUAAUAAGAACAAUGAACAAGCCUGGCAAGAAAUCCUGAAGUGGGAGGCGCUGCAUGCAGGCGAAUGUCCUUGUGGUCCAACCUUGAAAAGGUUUGGGGGUAAAGCCAAAGAGUACUCACCAAGAGCUCGCUUCCGCCACUGGAUGGGGUACGAGCUCCCAUUUGACCGUCACGACUGGAUCAUUGACCGCUGCGGAAAGGAGGUCCGCUACGUCAUUGACUAUUAUGACGGAGAAAUAGACAAAGACACGUAUCAAUUCUCCAUCCUGGAUGUACGCCCGGCCUUUGACUCUUUGGAUGCUGUGUGGGAUCGCAUGAAAGUGGCCUGGUGGCGCUGGACCUCUUGAAGAACUCUUGCAUGGAAAAACGCACGUUUCUCAUUUCAACUCUUUGCAAGUUUUGUGGUGCUGUGUGAAAAGAAUCAGAUUUUUGCAGGUGAUCAUGGAUAGGAAGAAACAAGACAGUAUGUGACUUUGAGCUUACUAUGUCGUUGACUGUUUUUUUUUUUUUUUUUUUUUUU